Messenger RNA from Benincasa hispida (wax gourd), 1610 nucleotides. Its product is annotated as Actin-like ATPase superfamily protein. The record is from RefSeq and is a predicted model, not a curated record. Lineage: Eukaryota; Viridiplantae; Streptophyta; Magnoliopsida; Cucurbitales; Cucurbitaceae.
UUGAAAAAAAAAAAAGCUAAUCGUUGAAUUGUACGAUCAUCCAGUGGACAAUUAACAGCAAAAAAUUCGGCUGUCUUCUCUGUCGUUUACCGUUAAUCUGCUUCUUCUUCUUCUCUUCUCUCAAUUUCCGAACAUUUCUGCAGAACGGAGGAGAGUAGUUGUUUGGUUUUUGUGAAGCGGUUUGAGUGUAGACAGUAAGGCAAAAGGAUCAAGGUUCUUGUACCGGAUUCUGAUUCCUGAGUUUUUCAGAUGAAGAAACAUCGGAAUGGGGAAAUCUCGGAAUUCGACCGGGAAAUGUCCGGCGGAACAGCAGGAGGAGGAGCAGUUGGAGACGUGAUUCUUGGAAUUGAUGGAGGAACAACCUCCACUGUCUGUGUUUGUGUUCCUUUUCUGCAACCUCAGUCUCUUCAUCUUCCUGAUCCUCUUCCUAUUCUUGCUCGAGUCGAAGCCGGCUGCUCCAACCAUAACAGUGUUGGCGAAACUGCUGCAAGGGAAACAUUGGAGCAAGUUAUGGCUGAGGCUCUUUCAAAAUCAGGUUCAGAUCGGUCUGCAGUUCGAGCUAUUUGUUUAUCUGUUUCUGGUGUAAACCAUCCAACGGAUCAGCAAAGGAUUUUGAAUUGGUUCAGAGAUAUAUUUCCUAGCCAUGUCAAACUCUAUGUUCGAAAUGAUGCUGCUGCUGCUCUGGCAAGUGGUACCAUGGGAAGGCUUAGUGGUUGUGUUCUAAUUGCUGGCACUGGAAGUAUUGCUUAUGGAUUUACGGAUGAUGGAAGAGAAGCUCGAGCAGCUGGUGCAGGACCAAUCUUAGGCGACUGGGGAAGUGGGUACGGCAUAUCAGCACAGGCUUUAACCGCAAUUAUAAGAGCGCAUGAUGGCCGUGGUCCCCAAACAAAGCUCACAAAUAACAUUCUUAGGACUCUUGGUCUUUCUUCUGCUGAUGAACUCAUUGGGUGGACCUACGCAGAUCAAUCUUGGGCUCGCAUUGCUGCACUUGUUCCUGCUGUUGUGUCAUGUGCAGAAGCAGGGGAUGAAGUUGCAAACAAAAUCUUGCAAGAUUCAGUUAAGGAAUUGGCUCUAAGCGUGACUGCUGUUGUUCAAAGACUUGGAUUGUGUGGUUCAGAUGGAAAGGGUUCUUUUCCUCUUGUCAUGGUUGGCGGAGUUCUUGAAGGAAAUAAGGGAUGGGGUAUAGCGCAAGAAGUUAUAAACUGCAUCUCCAAGGACUACCCUGGGGUAGUUCCCAUUUGGCCUAAGGUGGAGCCUGCAAUUGGGGCUGCAUUGUUAGCCUGGAAUUUCUUGAAAGAUUCCCAACAAGAAUAAAGCUUAUAAAUUGACUGACAAAUAUUCUUAAGUUGUCAAGAGUUGUACAGAAGCAAAAUUGAAAACGAUGACCCCGGAAUUCUGAAGGGGAAGGAGAAAAAAAAGUCCUGUGAGUGAGCUAUAUCAGAUCUUGGUAUAAUUAUAGGCAAUUUGCUAACCUAGUUUGUGUCCUUUUUUUUUUCUUUUUUUUUUUUUUUAAUUUUUCAUUGGAUGAUUGAAAAGAGAAAUGCUUUAUCAGCUUCUUGAUAGAGGAUGUGUUCAAAGUGAUGCCAACAUUAAUGCAUGAUUUUAGUGCA